UGAAAAAGAUAUCCCCUUUAAUCUCUGGGUAAGUGUGAAGUCUUACCCAAAUAGAUGUGUUUUGAAAUUGCGAUGGAAGGAUAGGAAGGAAGGCAUUGGUAUGCAGUAUGCAGUGUGUAUGAGGUGAAGCGUUAGCAGAAGAAGGGCAAUGCAAGUGCAAGCAGCGGUGGGAGGGCGAGUCCCCACAUGGUUCUCCCGCCGCCGUCUCCUCGAGGAGAAGCUGACCGACCUCCACCGCUGCACCAACCUCGACGCCGUCAACCAAAUCCACGCUCAAGUCCUCAAAGCCCACCUCCACCACGACCUCUUCGUCGCCCCCAAGCUCAUCACCGCCUUCUCCCUCUGCCGCCACAUCGCCGCCGCCGUCAACGUCUUCAACCAGGUCCCCCACCCCAACGUCCACCUCUACAACACCGUCCUCCGAGCCCACGCCCACAACGCCUCCCACCCCUCCAUUCCCUUCAACACCUUCUUCCGUAUGCAGCAAAACGGUCUCUUUCCCGAUAACUUCACCUACCCUUUUCUCCUCAAGUGCUGCUCCGGCCCCUCCUCCCUCCCCUUGGUCAAAAUGAUCCAUGCCCACGUCCAAAAAUUCGGUUUUUAUCACGAUAUCUUUGUUCCCAAUUCGCUCAUUGACUCCUACUCCAGGUGCGGGAGUGUGGGCCUUGAUGGGGCCAUGGGCCUUUUUUUGUCCAUGGAGGACCGGGAUGUUGUCACUUGGAACUCCAUGAUUGCUGGGUUGCUCAGAUGUGCUGAAUUGGAUCGUGCGUCCAGGGUGUUCGAUGAAAUGCCUGUCAGGGAUAUGGUUAGUUGGAACACCAUGUUGGAUGGCUAUGUCAAGGCGGGUGAGAUGGAUAAGGCGUUUGAGCUGUUCGAGAGAAUGCCUGAGAGGAAUAUUGUGUCGUGGUCGACCAUGGUUUGUGGGUAUAGCAAGACUGGGGAUAUGGUGAUGGCGAGGUUGUUGUUUGAUAGGUGUCCGGUGAAGAAUGUGGUGCUUUGGACGACGAUUAUUGCUGGCUAUGCUGAGAAGGGGAUUGCGAGGGAGGCGGCCGAGUUGUUUAGGAGAAUGGACGAGGCUGGGAUGAGGCCUGAUGAUGGGUUUUUGUUUAGUGUUUUGUCGGCAUGCACCGAGUCUGGAAUGCUCGGGCUGGGGAGGAGGAUUCACGAGUCUAUGAGGAGGUGGAGGUUUAGGUGUGGCACUAAGGUGUUGAAUGCGUUUAUUGAUAUGUAUGCCAAGUGUGGUUGUUUGGAUGCUGCGUUUGGUGUCUUUGAUGGAAUGAUGGGAAAGAAAGAUGUGGUAUCUUGGAAUUCAAUGAUCCAAGGAUAUGCUUUGCAUGGCCGUGGCGAGAAAGCGCUUGAGCUUUUCUCUAGGAUGGUGCAGGAGGGUUUUGAGCCAGAUGCAUAUACGUUUAUUGGCCUUUUGUGUGCUUGCACUCAUGCUGGCCUUGUUGAUGAAGGGCGUAAGUACUUUUAUUCGAUGGAGAGAGUUUAUGGGAUCGUUCCUCAGGUCGAGCAUUAUGGUUGUAUGAUAGACCUUCUUGGUCGCCGGGGACACCUGAAAGAAGCUUUCACGCUUCUGCGCAGCAUGCCUAUGGAACCAAAUUCCAUUAUAUUAAGUGGUCUUUUGAAUGCUUGUCGGAUGCAUAACGAUGUAGAUCUUGCAAGAGCUGUGUGUGAACAGCUGUUUAAGUUGGAGCCAGCAGAUCCUGGGAAUUACUCCCUUAUGUCAAAUAUUUAUGCCCAAGCAGGAGAUUGGAAGAAUGUUGCCAAUGUAAGGUUACAAAUGAAGAAUACAGGGGGCCAAAAGCCUUCUGGGGCAAGUUCCAUAGAGGUAGAAGAAGUAGUGCAUGAAUUUACUGUAUUUGAUCAGUCACACCCUAAAUCAGAUGAUAUAUAUCGAAUGAUUGACAGAUUGGUACAGGACCUCAAGCAGGUUGGAUAUGUUCCGAUGGUGCAUCAAUAGAGAUGAUUAAUGAAGAUCAUUUGGUUGCAUCGGUAUGCACAGCUGAAAUAAUGCUUCAAGAAAUGAAUAUGAUGAUUUAGUUGAGCACAAUGCUGGUUUACUAAAGUCAAGUUAACGAAUCAUCAUAUUCAUCACUACCACUGGUUUAGCAACAAAGUUAUAUGCAUGGCUGAACCUAUUCUUACGGUGCAAGCAUCCUCCACAUUGCUACUAAUGCUGGCAGGAGCACUCUUGUAAAGCAAAAGAAAGGGAAAAUUGUAAAGAGAAAAUUCUCGGAUUUUUCCGUGUACUACUUGUUCUAUAAAGAAGCUACACUUCACAAUGACAUGUGUAUACUGGGUGGCAAUUCCACCCAACCAAUAUUCCUGUGUGCUGUUUAUUGGCAUAGCAUCAAUCCAGCCCUAUUUAUUAUACUUGAAAGUUGAAACAUUUAAGACAGUGAGGUUGUUUCUAGAGUUACACCUGCUAUGUCUAAUCUGCACGGCACGUGGUUCUACAUUUGGCAUUUGCGUUCUUCUCAGUGUUAACUUCAUUCGGCCUAUGUUUCUUUAUCUUCAUCUUCUGUUCAUUUCUCUUGAUGGCCAAAAGAUCUCAAGAUGACUGAUUAUGUCAAGUGAAUUGUGAGAGCCUCCAUUUUGGAUAAUUGAAUGUAAAUGGAUACCUUAGCACGUUCGUUUUAAUUGAUGCUGACAAUACUUUUCUGCAA
Molecule: messenger RNA, 2669 nt
Organism: Cajanus cajan (pigeon pea)
Lineage: Eukaryota; Viridiplantae; Streptophyta; Magnoliopsida; Fabales; Fabaceae
Product: Tetratricopeptide repeat (TPR)-like superfamily protein
Biological process (GO): RNA modification
Molecular function (GO): RNA binding; protein binding
Source: RefSeq, a predicted model, not a curated record